Messenger RNA from Parascedosporium putredinis, 1155 nucleotides. Lineage: Eukaryota; Fungi; Ascomycota; Sordariomycetes; Microascales; Microascaceae. The record is from the annotation of a GenBank genome assembly.
AUGCCUGACCAGCUGCGGUUUGACUCUUUAGGCUGCGCCACUGGCCCUGCCAGCGAAGUCAAGACUCCCAAUAUUGAUGCCUUCGCCGCAAGGGGCUCCUUAUUUACCAACUGCUACACGCAAGCGUCGGUAUGUUCCCAGUCCAGGUGCAGCAUGUUUACGGGGACAUACCCGCACGUCAGUGGGCACCGCAGCCUCGAAAACCUCAUAAAGCCGUGGGAACCCAAUAUCUUCCGAACCCUGAAAGAGAAUGGCUACCAUGUUGCUUGCCUCGCUCCUCGAGGCGACACCUUUGCUCCCACUGUGACUGAGCUCAGCGUAACGGAGUACGGAUUCCUGGAGACCCCCGAAUACGUUCCCAAGUUUGGUAAUGGAACGCCGCCUGAGAAGGACGAAAGCAUCUGGGGUCGCCUCUUCUAUCGUGGUCGCCGAGAUGCCGAUAAGUGCUUAGAUUAUGAUGAGGCCGUCGUUCGCUCGGCUCUCACUUGGCUCGACUGCCCACCUAAGGAUAAGCCUUGGGUUCUCUUCAUGCCUUUGAUAUUCCCUCACUGCCCGUUUCAGGUCGAAGAGCCGUACUUCUCCAUGUACGAUCGCACCAAGCUUUCGAGUAUCGAGGCGGACCACGAAAAGAAGACUGGCUAUGAGCCCCGGUACAUGAAGAGUAUCCGUGAUCGGUAUGGAACCGACCGCGCAACCGACGAGAUUUGGAAGGAGAUUAAGGCGACCUACUACGGCAUGAUUACGCGUUUGGAUGACCAGUUUGGCCGUGUCAUUCAGAAAAUUGAAGACUUAGGCCUCUGGAAGGACACCGUAACUAUGUUCUUUACCGACCAUGGGGAGUACCUUGGAGACCAUGGCCUCAUAGAGAAGUGGCCGUCAGGGCUUUCCGACACUUUGGUUCAUGAGCCCCUUAUCAUCGGCGGGGCUGGUCUUCCCGAGGGAAAGAGGAUUGAUGCCAUGACGGAAAUGGUCGAUUUCGUCCCCACGAUGAUGGAACUUACGGGCAUCGGCGAGUCGUACGCCCACAACGGUCUCUCUUGGGUGCCAAUUUUAUGCGGCGACGAGACCAAUCACAAGGAGUACGCCUUUUCGGAAGGGGGUUCCUUGUGUCGGAGGAACCUCUUCUGGAGCAGUCCCCGUACCCGUACGAUUUGA